AUUGGUGGAUGCGCUUCGCAGGCGCCCCGCAUCAACAUGGCGGGCGGCUCAGGCCGGGUGACGCUUGGUCGCGGUUUUCAGUUAUAGCGGGCGGGUGCAGGUUCCUUUUCAGUAAAUUUUUCCGUCUCAGCCCAGGGUGGAGCCAGCAGGGGAGGCAAAGGGGAAAGGUGAGAGGUGACGGCGACGGGCGGGUGGACAGAGCAGCUCGGGGAAGAACAUGGCAGAGAGCGGUCGCCAGCAGCCUUCAGACUCUUUGGAGGAGUCCCCUCCUACUGCUCAUAACUUCAUGAUUCCAAAGAAGGAGAUAAAUACAGUUCCUGACAUGGGCAAGUGGAAACGGUCUCAGGCAUAUGCAGAUUACAUUGGUUUCAUCCUCACCUUAAAUGAAGGGGUUAAGGGGAAGAAGUUAACCUGUGAAUACAAAGUCUCUGAGCCCAUUAAUAAGCUUGUCGCUCUCCUCAACACAUUAGACAGAUGGAUUGAUGAGAUCCCUCCCAUGGAUCAGCCCUCCAGAUUUGGGAACAAAGCCUUCAGGACUUGGUAUGCUAAACUUGACCAGGAAGCAGAAAACCUAGUGGCCACAGUGGUCCCUAGUCAUCUGGCAGCUGCUGUACCUGAGGUGGCCCUUUACCUAAAGGAAUCAGUGGGAAACCCUACCCGAAUUGAUUAUGGCACAGGUCAUGAAGCGGCCUUUGCUGCCUUCCUUUGCUGUCUCUGCAAGAUUGGAGUCCUCAGGGUAGAUGAUCAAAUGGCCAUUGUCUUCAAAGUAUUUAAUCGGUACCUUGAGGUUAUGAGGAAACUUCAGAAAACCUACAGGAUGGAGCCAGCUGGAAGCCAAGGAGUGUGGGGUCUAGAUGACUUCCAGUUUUUGCCCUUCAUCUGGGGCAGUUCUCAGCUUAUAGAGCACCCCCAUCUGGAGCCUAGGCACUUUGUGGAUGAAAAGGCGGUGAAUGAGAAUCACAAGGACUACAUGUUCCUGGAAUGCAUCCUAUUUAUUACUGAGAUGAAGACCGGCCCCUUUGCUGAGCAUUCCAACCAGCUGUGGAACAUCAGUGCUGUACCUUCCUGGUCCAAAGUGAACCAGGGCCUCAUCCGCAUGUAUAAAGCUGAGUGCCUGGAGAAGUUUCCUGUGAUCCAGCACUUUAAGUUUGGUAGCCUGCUGCCGAUCCAACCUGUCACAUCAUCAUAGAAGAGGCGGGGCAACAACCACUGCUACCCUGGAGGUCACCAGCUCCCUCACCCUACUCCCUUCACUUUUCCAAUACCACUUCCCUGCUGAUCUCUUUGGUCCUUGAGGCAAUUCUCCAGGAUAUGUGAACACCCAAAGUGCAAGUGCUGAAGGACCCAGAAUGGGAAGAAUGACCAAAGCCUGGCCAGUCUCCUGCCUUUCCCCCAGAGGCGAGAUGAGGGUAUAUCUCUGGGGAAGCAGGGUCCUUGUGGCUACUUGACCCCCACCCUGCCUCUGUCCUUACCCCACCCAAAUUCCUAGUCCCACUUCAUGUGCUAAAUUUGCUAUAUACCAUCAUAUGUGUGGGGGAUUGAUAUGUUUUACUGUUUCCAUUAACUUUCUUCCUAUUUCCUGUUGCCUUUCUGAGUGUUGAGUAGCAGUUGCUCCUAAUGGGAGUAGGAGACCAUAGACCAGUCCCCACCUCAGGGUGCUCAUAGAGCUGGAGAACGAGGGAGAGCAGGAGGAAAGAGAAGCCCUGGCUGUUUGUUGGCUAUCUUUUGUGUUUCCUCCCUCCUUUCCAAGCUCUUCUUUUAAACACCUGGUGUAGAUUUCAGGGGCUCAGUUUCCAUACCUGACCUCCUGAGGCCUGAGAAGGGGGUUUUGGGCCAGGGACCAGUAAAAAUACAAGGCUAGAGGCAAUUCCACCAUAUUCUGACAGUGGUGAGGCAAAGAACAAUUAUAAUCACACACAUUCUAGCUCUUUGUCUCUGGGGUGCUCAGGUCUGCAAUCCUCCCUGGGUAUAGCCAUAUUGCUUCACUUUUUUGCUGCUGCUGUGAGAUUCUAGGAUAACCUAGUCCCACUCUCAGCACUGAUGGUUGUCCUCUGGGUGGGUACUAGGCUUUUGGGAGGUGGGGGCAAAAGCCUCAUUAGAUGGUUAUAUUGGUCCUGUUGUAUGAAAGCUUUCCCUCAAUGAAUGGUAAGUGAGACACACUGGUGGGAUUUGGGGCUGAUCUAGUAGAGACCUUGGCUCCUGGAUUGCUGCAAGUAAAGCCAGCUUUAAGGUUAGACUCAUACUGGCCUACUGCUUGCAGCACUGUGCUGGCUACAGGUAGGCCACUGUAGGGCCACUAAAAAGAGGAACUUGUUAUCUCAACUCCCUUUUUCCUUUGGAAAGCAAUUGCAUGCCAGUGGGAUUUUCCCAGGUCCUAGGGCACAAGACAGAGGAGGUAACAACACCUACCUUUGGGCAAGCUGGUCUUACACUGUUAGAGCCAUUUGGGGGCUGAGGUAAGUGACUUGCUUGAGGGCCAAGUUACAGCACUCUAGCUCUUGGAUAUUUGGGUUCAGGAAUGGGGGUGGUGAACUGGGAUGGGGUGAUGCUAUCAGCACUUAAGUUCCAAGUUUUCUUCAAUUCAACAAACAUUUAUUGAGCUCUUCCAGAUCUGUUACAAGGAGCUGGGUUUUGUAGGUUUUCCCUAUAGAAUCCCCUUCUCCAUUAAGUGUUUCUUCCUCUGCUUUUGGUAUCAGGGUUGUUUUUUCUUUUUCUUUAAAAAAAAACAUUUUAUUUGGCUGCUUAGGCCCAUCCCCUCAUCUUCUUUCACACAUCCCCAGAUCUGGGCACCACUCCUUUUGGGUAGGGGAACACCCUGACAAGCACAGUGUGUUGGAUUUCCUCUCUGGUCUGUGGUCCCAUUGCCACUUGAGCUGGAUUGUCAUCCGGGGCCACUGAUCCAGAGCAUUCUCAGGGCUUGAGCUGGGGGAGAAGAUAUGAGUUAUAUAAAGUUUUCCAAAGGGAGGCCAAAUAUCUUCCACCAGGACCCCUCAUGGAGUUAGGUAGGCUGUCACCUUCCUGGCCUCUCAUGCAAGGGCCUGCCCACUAUGUGCCAACACCACUCCAUUUUGAGGCUGCUUCACCCUAACCCCUUGCUCUUUCAUUGCUGUUCUGAUUAAAAAUGUGUUUUGCACCUGGA
Messenger RNA from Trichosurus vulpecula (common brushtail), 3139 nucleotides. RefSeq names its product protein phosphatase 2 phosphatase activator (gene PTPA). The transcript is spliced from 10 exons. Gene Ontology annotation, cellular component: cytoplasm; nucleus; protein phosphatase type 2A complex. The record is from RefSeq and is a predicted model, not a curated record. The coding region runs from base 218 to 1189 and encodes 323 amino acids. Gene Ontology annotation, biological process: mitotic spindle organization. Lineage: Eukaryota; Metazoa; Chordata; Mammalia; Diprotodontia; Phalangeridae. Gene Ontology annotation, molecular function: peptidyl-prolyl cis-trans isomerase activity; protein tyrosine phosphatase activator activity.